This is a messenger RNA of Symbiodinium pilosum, 168 nucleotides long. NCBI's taxonomy places the organism in Eukaryota, Dinophyceae, Suessiales, Symbiodiniaceae. The record is from the annotation of a GenBank genome assembly.
AUGAAUCGAGGGCAGCCAUCAGUUUUCUGCUAUCCGGACAUGAAGGAGCUGCUUGAAGGCCUAUCCAAAGCUUCAGAAUUUGGGGCUGACUUCACCAGCGAGACGUUCCUAUUAGAUCUUCAUGUCGUGGUUGAACAGCUGCUCGGGUGGCCUUCUGCGUGGACCGGU